AUGAGGGUCACUCCUCCUCUUUCCAAGGGCUUCUUUGGUCGAAGUGUAGAUGAGUUUAAACGUUUAUCAAUAAGUGCACUCACCGCAGAAGGCACAAGAAGAGCUACAUCUCCAUUACAUCUCGCAAAUUUCCACAAUCCCGAAUCCCUAAAGCGCUGUAAAGCCUUCUCUGAUGCUGAUAUGGGAGGCUUUUCAAAAGUGCAUUUCGAUUGGGUACCCCCUUCUGAGAACGCAAAGCCUAGCUCUUCCGAAAACAAGAAUGGGCAUGUCAAAUUCCAUGGGAACAUUUCGAUAGACCUACCCCCGAACAGACCUCAAAUCCAGCGCAGUGGCUAUGCGGCUUGGAGAACUCUCGAUCAGCCAUCGACGAUAUUUGGGAAAUCACUAUGGAACAUAGAUGCGUAUGGUUUGCUUGCCCUACGUAUAAAAAGUGACGGGAGGAAGUAUUUUGUGAACAUACAAACGGAAUCAAUUGUGCCUACGGAUAUACAUCAACACAGACUAUAUGCGCGAAGCCCAGGAGAGUGGGAAACAGUUUUAAUUAAGUGGAAUGAGUUUGUCCGGACGAACCAUGGUGUUGUCGUAGAACCACAAGGUGAAAUGUUGAGACAAAAGGUACGGACCGUAGGGAUAGGAUUAAUUGAUAGAGUUCCUGGUGAUUUCCAGCUUUGUGUGGAAAGGAUUUGGGCCACCAAUGGAUUGAGUGAAGCGGAUCUCGAAGAGGAUGGCAGAAAGGAAGAAGGUCAAUUGAAGAGCAAACAUGGCGAGAAAAUCAGAUGGGGUGAAGAUAAACUUGAUAAGACUCCUUCAUGA
Molecule: messenger RNA, 813 nt
Organism: Botrytis deweyae
Lineage: Eukaryota; Fungi; Ascomycota; Leotiomycetes; Helotiales; Sclerotiniaceae
Exons: 2
Coding region: 1-813 (270 amino acids)
Biological process (GO): mitochondrial electron transport, NADH to ubiquinone; mitochondrial respiratory chain complex I assembly
Cellular component (GO): mitochondrion
Source: RefSeq, a predicted model, not a curated record